Diorhabda carinulata is the source of this 1650-nucleotide messenger RNA. Its product is annotated as probable cytochrome P450 6a20. The record is from RefSeq and is a predicted model, not a curated record. The coding region runs from base 39 to 1532 and encodes 497 amino acids. The transcript has 7 exons. Gene Ontology annotation, molecular function: oxidoreductase activity, acting on paired donors, with incorporation or reduction of molecular oxygen; iron ion binding; monooxygenase activity. NCBI's taxonomy places the organism in Eukaryota, Metazoa, Arthropoda, Insecta, Coleoptera, Chrysomelidae.
AACGCACUUACCAACAGUAAUUCAUUGGCAAUGAUAAAAUGUGGUUAGUGCUAUUGGUAUUAGUGAUAACUCUUGUCUUAAUUUGUAUUAAAAGACAAUAUAGUUACUGGGAAAGAAAUGGGAUACCUGGGCCGAAACCAAUACCGAUAGCUGGUAAUUUUUAUAGGAGUUUUGUGGGAAAAAUAUCCGCUGGAGAAAUUAUUACCGAAAUUUACAAUAAAUAUGAAGGUUAUCCAUUUGUUGGAAUAUAUAGAGCUACUUCUCCAGUGUUAUUGGUCAGAGAUCCAGAUUUCGUCAAGAAUAUUUUUGUUAGAGACUUCAAACACUUCCACGACAAUGAUAUUGAAAUUGACAAAGAAGUAGAUCCCAUCUUUGGCAGGAAUCCAUUUGUUAUGAAAGGAGCCGAAUGGAAAAGUAAGAGAGCUCAAUUAACAACAUUGUUCACAUCAGGAAAGAUUAAAGGAAUGUACCAAUUUCUUUUAAGAUCCUCUAAUCGCAUGGUUCAAUACAUAGAAGACGAAACGAAGUCAUCAGAUGAAUUUGAAGCGAGAGAAAUUUGUGUGAGAUUCGCUCUGGAUAAUGUGGCUGCUUGUGCUUUUGGGUUAGAGGGAAAGUCAUUUGAUGAGCCAUAUUCGCAAUUCAGAGAGUUAGCUGAUAAUUUCAUAUCACCUGAUGGUAUAAGGAAUAAAAUUAUUGGCUUGUUGUUUGUUUUAUGUCCCAGUUUUUUCAAAAAAAUGAAAUUUAAAUUGGUACCAAAGGAUGUUGAAGAUAAACUAAUGGAAAUUGUUAAGAGUUCAUUAAAGUAUAGAAGGGAUAAUAAUAUUGUUAGAAAUGACUUUCUAGAUGCAGUGAGUAGUUUACAAAAGGAAGACGGCUUAUUUACCAAUGUAGAUAUUGUGGCAAAUGCUGCAAGUUUUUUUGGGGAUGGCUACGAAACAAGUUCGCGGGUCAUGGCUUUUUUAGUUUUUGAGUUGGCUGCAAAUCCUGAUAUUCAAGACAAACUUCGCAAUGAAAUUAACACAGUCCUAGAAAAUAACGAUAACAGUUUAAAUUAUGAAGUUAUUCACAAUAUGAAAUAUUUAGAUGCUUGCUUAAGUGAAAGCCUCCGAAAAAAUUCGAUCGUACACAACUUGAACAAGAUUUGUACCGAAGAUUACACGUAUACUCCAACAAAUCCCGAUUUCAAAAAUAUAACAGUAAAAAUCAAAGCUGGAGAAUCAGUUGUAGUGCCUCUAACCGGACUACAGAUGGAUCCUAAAUAUUUCGAUGAACCGCAGAAAUUCAAACCAGAAAGGUUUCUUGGUCCAAUUAGUUAUAAUAGAUCCACGUAUCUUCCAUUUGGAGAUGGGCAACGGGUGUGUUUAGGGCAAAGAUUCGCACAAACUCAAAUAAAAGUUGGUACUGCAAAUAUAAUCAAGAAUUUUAGAUUGAAGGUUAGCUCUAAGACCAAGUUACCAUUGCAAUUAGAUCCUUAUUUUAUCAUGCGCCACGCAAUAGGAGGAUUAUGGGUACACUUCGAAAAAAUUCAAUAAUAUAUAUAAUGAGAAUUCAACAAAAAAAACUAUGGAGAAAUUUAUAUUUUUAUAAUGUCGUUUAUGUAUGCUGUAGUUCUAAUAGAGACAUUUUGAUAGAAUUAAAAAAUCAAUAGAA